AUGAAAUCUAAUAAUUUAUAUUCCCAAGUCUUAAGCAAUAAUAUUAAAAAACCCUUAAUUAAAAGCGAAGGACCUGAGUUUAAUUUAAUUGAGUGUAGAGGUGACCUUUUUGUAGACGCAUCACAAAAUUCCAGCUUGGCUCAUUGUGUUUCUGCGGACUUUCGUAUGGGUAAAGGUAUUGCUUCCGUAUUUAAAGAAAAAUUUCAAGGUGUCGAAGAACUGCUUUCUCAAAAGAAAGGAGUCGGAGAAGUUGCUUUCCUUCGUAGAAAUGAUCGGUACAUUUUUUAUAUUAUUACUAAAGAAAAAUACUUUCAAAAACCAACACGACGAAAUUUCGAAAACUCAUUAUAUUAUUUGAAAGAAUUAUGUGAAGAAUUGGGUGUCAAAGUUUUGAGUGCACCAAAAAUUGGAACAGGACUGGAUAAAUUGCCACCAGAAUUUGUACGAAAAACUAUUUUAAAAGUAUUUGAUGGAUGUGAUCUAAACAUGACAAUUUUCUAUUUAUGA
Diversispora eburnea is the source of this 507-nucleotide messenger RNA. The record is from the annotation of a GenBank genome assembly. NCBI's taxonomy places the organism in Eukaryota, Fungi, Glomeromycota, Glomeromycetes, Diversisporales, Diversisporaceae.